AGACUGGUUUCUUUGCAGUACACAGCUUGUCUCGCAAGCUAGGGACUUCGUCGCCGAUCCUCGUGCCAACAUCCAACGUUGGCGCGACUGUCCAUCACUGGUGACCUGCCCAGAUUAAUUUGUCAAUCAAAAGGUAAGAGAGGCCUCCUCGGCCUUAUGAGCAGAGAUUACCACAUUGGGGUCACACCGCGCCCUGGUCGGCCGCAAUCAUCGUUCCAUGCAGCCUCACCCCAUACGACCUCACCUUUGGCAGCCCACAACAUUUUUCAGAAUUGUGCUAAUUUAGCGAUUGCGCAGAUUCCCAAGUACAUUAAACGAAAUCUUGUACGUCAAGUACAAUCCGCAUACACACUCAGCUGGCAACGCUGUGAAUAUGGUACAACCAGGAAAGAAGACCGACACACCAAACGACACAACCAAAAGCUCACAAUCCAACAUGUCUUUCCAGCGAAAGGACAUGACUGGGGCGGGCAAGAAUGAGGGUAGACAGAAUGGCAAUGCCAGCUCUUUUCGCACAGAUACUGCAAUCUCUGGCAACCGAACUCAAGGAGAGCGGCCGUUACAGAGAUGGGUUCCAGAUGGCCCUCCAGAUACUCUCGGCUCAUUGGAAUCGGGCAGAAUGAACAACUCGGGCGGCGGCGCGUGGGAUCAAUUCGAGGAGAACGAGCGCCGGUUCGGUGUCAAGACUGACUACGAUGAGAAUAUCUAUACAACGACCAUCAAUAAGAAGCAUCCACAGUACAAGCAACGCCUUGCUGAGGCUGAGCGGAAGGCGAGAGAGAUUGAGCGUAGUGCUGCAAAUAAUUCUCAUGUUGCUGAGGAGCGUAUUGUGGAUAAUUUGGCUGGAGAAGAGAAUGGUGUUGACGAGGAAGACAAGUAUAGUGGUGUUCGCAGACAGCAGGACUUUCCUCCUUUGACCUCAUCGAACAACAACAGAUAUACUCCUCCUGCCAGAAGAGCGCCCACUGGAUCAUCUACUGUCAGCGGAGCUCCUGUAGACCCUGCUAUUAUCUCUUCACAGCUUGCUCGUCCCGACAAGCCUGUUGCUGACAAGGGAAAGGCUCCGGCGGCCCCAGCAGUCCCUAAGACUUCCAAAGCAGAAGUUUCUACACCUCCCACCACUACCGAGUCCAGUGUUGCUGCCACCCCUGAACCAAAAGCACCUGCAGCGGCUGCAGGCCUGUCAAGUCGAACUGCUUCUCCUCAGGUUAAGGCCGAUGGUGUUCCCAAUGCUACAGCAACUGUUGAGCGCGAUGUCGCGAGUGCAUUCAAAGGUUUUGCUGCUCAGCAACGCAAGAACGUUGAGGCUGUUCGCCAGUCCAGAGCUCGAAAUGACAAGGAGAUCAAAUUAAACGACCUGAAGAAGUUUGCUGACAGCUUCAAGCUCACAACUCCUGUUCCAUCAGAUCUUGUACCAAUUAUCGCCAAGGAUCCCGCGAAGCAGAAAGAGAUCCAAGAAAAGGCAAAGCGCAAUGCGGAGGAGAACAAGGCUAAUCCUUCUGAAGGAGUGAAGCCAAUCCCGCCACCAGUUGACAUGCGAGCGCCUCAGCGUACGGUUGCUGCCACUCAUGGCACAUCUCCUGCCAACGUCCCUUCACGUCAAAACCCUCCUCGCAACUCUGGCUUCGCACAACAAGGCGCAUACAGAGGAUCGUCCCAGGCCCCGCAACCUUCUGCCCAGCAAAACCGUCCCGCGCCUGGCCUUGGAGGCCGAUUGAGAAGCCUGGAUCAGAAUAAGGUCGGCCCAUCUCCGCCCAAUCCGAUUCCAGCCCAUGAGGCAAGACAACCUCCAACUGGCCCUGCAAAUGGGGAUUCAAAUUUCUCUCGUCGCUCAAGUGGAGUUACAAGCGCACAAGGAGCUAGAUUGAACCCAACAAUUGGUGAAUUCCGUCCUAGUCCUCAUGCAGCUUCGUUCAACCCCGUCAACAAUCAGAGCAAUGUUUCCAGUCCUAGAUCGACUGUCAAUGCUGCCCCUCCAGCGCCCAUCACACGUUCUCUUCUCCGACGCAAACCUAUUCCUGAGUCAGAACGUCCUUCUUUCAAGGCGAAGUUCAACUCAUUGGAUCAUAUCAAGACCAUCAAGCCAGCGCCAGAAAAGAAUUGGUCGUUGACUGGUGGGUUGAAGCCAGCUUACGAAACUCCUGUGCUUUGGAAGACAGCACUCCCAGGUGAUAAGCCUGAUUCAGCUAUCCAUAUGACCUAUGCUAGGAUGUUCGAGCUGGCACCAUUCCCAGCACAUACUAUUUCUCCUGCUGCUCCACCCCACGCUAUUCCGCAAGUUCCUCACCAGCACCAGCUUCCAUUCCACUUGCAGCAGAACGUUCACAACCCAGCUGUCCGCCAAUCCCCUCGACAAGCACCUAUGAACCUUCAUGGUAACCAAAUGCCUCAUGGUCCAGCUCAACCCUUCAAUGGUCACGACGACCACAGAAUGAUGCCCUCUCACUCUGCACAGUCAUUCGCAUCCCCUCGUAUGCAACAUACUCAAAUGCAGUACCAAUCGCCAAUGAACCAAAAUGCACAGAUGGCCUACAACCCACAAAUGAUGCCUUUUCCGAAUGGUCCACCAAUGCAGCAGCAGUUUCGUUCGAUGUCAAACAGCCAUCAAUAUAUGCCACAGCCAGGUCCUAUGGGCCCAAUCAUGAUGCCAAACCCGAGCGGCAUGUUCAUGACCUCCCAAGGUAUUCCACCUGGGGUUGGAUCGGCCCAAAUGUUUCCUCAAGGCAAUCAAGGAGGGUUCAUGCCACCGACUAACGGUAUGCCUCCACAAAUGCCAGGUGUUAAUGGAUUUCCAAGCCCUGGCCGAGGAGGUGCAAUGAUGAUGAAUCAGGGAUCUCAACAAGGUCAUCAACCCCCGCCACCGAUGUAUGGUAUGAAUCCGGGCAUGAACCCAGGCAUGAGCCCAGGUCCUCAGUAUGUAAAUACCGCCCAGGGUUACAAUCAACAACCUCCCCCAAACAUGGGAAUGAGAGGUUAUGGUGGUGGCCCAAACCAAUUUGGAACCAGUCCGCAGCAGAUGCACCAAUUUGGCCCGCAGCAACAGCACCGGAACAACCACUCCAAUGGCAACUACAAUAAGAACUUUCAACCCCAUGGUCAACACCAGAAUGGCCCGGCAAAUAACCAGAUCCCUACUGGACCCCAAGCACGUACGUCGGAGGGGAAUGAAGAGUCUAAAUGAGCGGCCCCGCCUCUCUUUCUCGACAUAUAACACGGCUUCGAUGCUUUGCAUCAACGUGUUAACAGCAUCUUAAGAAUAUCACUUCAUGCCCGUCGAGGUUUGGCUGCAUAUCUAGAUCUGCAACAUUCAUAGAGGAUCGUCGGCCAUUGCUUGGAUUGGUCGCCCUGACAACUGUCGUGGCAUUGGAUUUGACAAGUUCUCACACCGACUGAGCGCAAUUGGUGCGUUCUACAUUUUUGCUGAAGUGUGGACAUUGAUAGUAACUUUCGUGGAGAGAUCUGAUAUAUUUUCUCAGCAGAGGUUACCUAACGAUCAUCUCACGAACUGCUCACAAUGAGUCUGGACACAAAAUUCGCACUCCAACUGCAGCCUAGGGAGGAAGGGAGGGACCAUAGCACUCCUCGAACCUCUACGAGAGAACCGAGAGCUAAGUGCAGUGGUAGCUGAUCAGCCUGGCAGAUGAUGGGUUGGAGGUCGUUAGGGAUGGAUGGAUUAUGGAUUUAUCGAAGACUUCUUGUGGAAAGGGGGUGGUGACAAGGUGGUCAGAAGGGCCUUUCAAUAACUGCUCUUAUGAUGUUGUAUCCCCUAGCCUUAGGUCUACAAUCACUUUUCACAAACCCAUACGUCUGGCUUCAUUCCUCGUGAUUCGUGACAAGUAACUAGGUAACGGCGUAGAUGGCCUUUAACCAACAUUGGUAUUCCUCCGUUUUUAACCUCAUUCAUCAUCCUCCGAAUCACUAUCAGGCGGUAUCCCUGCCGCAACGUCACUCGGUAGCUGUCUCGGGAACCAGCCAAACUCCCCGAAAUCAACCAUCAACUCCCCCAAACUGCCCGUAUUAACCGUCACGCCUUCGCCUUGCAGCACAAGUGCUUGGUUCGCUGCUCCUGAUGGAUGGCCUCUGAACCCUCAUCAUUAUAUAAUCCAGAGAAAACACAACUGAGAUAACUUACCGAGGUGAGAUUAUCCCUUUUGAAUUGAUCACUCGCUGCCAGGGGACAUUGCCGUUGUAGUAGCGGGAGGUUGGGUCAUUGGAGAGGUGUUUGAGACAGACUCCAACUUGGCGGGGUCGUUGGGCUGGAUUGUGGUCAGUAGUCAGUUUCCCGAAUAGGUAGAUAUCAAAAAAAAAUUGUUCUGGAGAGGGGUUAGGUAGGGGUCCACGGGUAUUCUCCGUCAAAAAAAGUUGGGAGCUGGUCCCGCUUACGCGUUCCGAUCAAUUUGGCGAUAUGGCCGUAACUUGUUACUUUGCCUUGGGGGAUCUCUUGGAUGGCGCUGUAGACGGCGUGGAAGAAGGCUUCUGCUUCGUCUGUUCGUGGCAUGUUUCUUGCAGUUGAGUAAGUAUUGAACUGGGCUUUACAUGGUGUGGUAUGGUAUUUUGCUGGAAGGAGGAGCUGGAGAGGGGAUGGAGUGAAGCUGAAUGAUGGUGGAUCCGCGAUGAGCAAGUCGCGAAAUCAGCUGAUGAUCUGGCCUUGGCGAUGGCAGGGGUCCUUGAGUGCUUGCAUUGCUGUGAGACUCCUUCCUCGGUAUCUCCAGU
Molecule: messenger RNA, 4713 nt
Organism: Cadophora gregata
Lineage: Eukaryota; Fungi; Ascomycota; Leotiomycetes; Helotiales; Ploettnerulaceae
Exons: 4
Coding region: 374-3181 (935 amino acids)
Biological process (GO): cytoplasmic stress granule assembly
Cellular component (GO): cytoplasmic stress granule
Molecular function (GO): RNA binding
Source: RefSeq, a predicted model, not a curated record